AUGCAUUCGUUCAUGAAUGAUGACUCAGUUCCAUUUGAGAGAGCCUUAUUUAUUCUGAGAAAAAAGCUGUUUCCCUUUAUGCAUGAUCCACCCCCUUGGCUUAGUGGUAAGUGCAUGGUCAUUUUUGCCAUGUAGAAGCCACCAUUGUUCUUUCUGACAUUAUUUUCUGUCUACUCCCUUUCUUUCACAAGGUACAAUGACACCAACGAAGCAAUGUAGUUUAAUAAAUGUAGAAAGUUCUGUGGUUACAGCUCAACAUAGCACCUUUGCUGAAAAGUUUUAAUAAAUUUGAGUGAACAAUAAACAAAACAUCACCCUUGAUAUUCAAAAUUGAGUAGGAAACGUAUUGACACAACUUAAUCUUUACAGACAAGCCUGAAGAAACAGAAGAUGUGAUGAAAUCACUAAUGGCCAUUUACUUUGGCAGAAAAAAAACUGAAGAUCUGAAACAUCAUCCUAGUGAUCCUGAAAACUUUUCGGACACCCUGUACCAACCAGAAAAAGAUGCUAAUGGUGAUCGAAUCCACCACUGUGAAGACCAUAAUCACCUUCUCAAACGUAUAGUGUCUCGUCUUCGUGAAGGCCUUAUUCCAGGCAUUGAUUCAAGAUACCUUCGAGAUGCUCUGCAUGACCCUGCUACUGGUUUGACAUAUGAGGCGCUUACUGGGAAGAACAAACAGUCAGUUCCUGAUUGUGAGCGGCUCAUUGGUCCUGGAGUUAUUUCAUUCCUUGAACGAAAAGGUCACACAAGUGGGGCCAGCAUUAUUAGACUGAUCCACAACUGGCACAAAGCAGUUGAUGGGAGAGGACUUUCCGAAGAACAGCGCUCGACUUACUGUAGGGACAUGAAAGAGUGGUUGUUAUCAGAUUGGAUGCCAUGGUACAGUCCUCAACCUGACUUUAGCACUAUUGAUGUGAACAGGUGGGCUAUUAAUUUAUUAUCUUUUGUAGAGGAACCCUUGAUGAUCCUUUAAAAAAUAUAUAGGAUAUCAGGGUCCUCCAGGAAAUUUAAAGUAGAAAAAAAAAACCUUCAGUCAUACAUUCCAUGUAGGUGAUUUGUCUUGGCAUGGGUGUGGAAAGGGGCAUAGCCCCAUUUAUUGAAGGAAUCUGAUGACCUUUUAGGGAAAUUUUGAAUUGUGGGAUCCUUAAAAGCAAACUUUCAUGCAUUUUGUGAGGCCAAAAAAAGAAAUGGCAUACAUGUGUGAAUGGCUUCUUUAUUAUUUACCCAUUAACUGCUUUACCAAAUAUCACAUUCGCUUUACCAACUGACCCCAGUUGUUAAAAAGGUGGGUAACACUAUAAAUUGGAUAAAUUCGUUAAUCAUUGAUAAUGCACAGAGUUUGUCUUUGGUUCACUUACUGGCAUAAAGAGAACUUUGUUUUGAGUUGUAUGAAAUCCUUUCUUAUAUAUGUAUAUCAUGUCAAGGCCUAUAAAGGGGAUCUGCGGCUUUACUCAAGAAACUAUUGUGGGCCUGGUAGCAAACUUGGAGAGUAGAGAGUUACAAAACGCCAGGAGAGAGCGCUCCCCCCUGAGCAUCAGCAACUGA
Porites lobata is the source of this 1546-nucleotide messenger RNA. NCBI's taxonomy places the organism in Eukaryota, Metazoa, Cnidaria, Anthozoa, Scleractinia, Poritidae. The record is from the annotation of a GenBank genome assembly.